Drosophila eugracilis is the source of this 1200-nucleotide messenger RNA. RefSeq names its product putative gustatory receptor 58b (gene Gr58b). Gene Ontology annotation, cellular component: membrane. Gene Ontology annotation, biological process: sensory perception of taste. The record is from RefSeq and is a predicted model, not a curated record. The coding region runs from base 1 to 1200 and encodes 399 amino acids. NCBI's taxonomy places the organism in Eukaryota, Metazoa, Arthropoda, Insecta, Diptera, Drosophilidae. The transcript has 2 exons.
AUGUUGCAUUCGAAACUGUGUCGGGUGAUGAGUUUAGUCUACUACCAUUCAGUGUUUUUUGCCCUAAUGGGGACCACUUUAAGGAUACGCUCUUAUAGAAAAUCCAUAAGAUUGGAGAAGGCUUCAAGGUCUUACCUUAUAUAUAACUUCUGUGUUGGAAUCUUUCUGUUUUGGAAUAUAUACUAUAUGGUUCCUCAGGCCUUGGUGGAUGGCUAUAUAAAAUACAACAUAGUUCUACAGUGGAACUUCUUUGUGAUGAUUAUUCUUAGAAUACUGGCUGUUUUGGGCUGUUAUGUUACCAUAUGGCUAAAGCGAAAGGAAAUUAUUCAGCUCUACAAAAACUCUCUGGCUUAUUGGAAGAUAUUCCGGAAAAUAAUACAAGUUUUAGUAAAUAAAGAAGAUCUCGAGGAGUUACAAAUAACUCUGGCCAGGAUGAUGUAUCGACAAAUAAUAGUGCUCUAUGUGGGUUUUAUGUUCUCCUCAACAAUACAAUACAGACUGCUCAGUGUUAUUAACAAACAAAGUUUACUGGCUUUAAGUGCACGACUCACCCACUUCCUGCACUUCAUAGCAGUGAAAAUUGGUUUCUACGGGAUGCUCUUGUUGCUUAAUCAUCAGUUCUUGGUUAUCCAACUGGCCUUAAACAAUCUUCACCAGAAGAAGUCCGGAAAGAAAUGGAAGACCUUGCGAUCUAUAGCCUCCAUGCACUUGGAAACCCUUCAGCUGGCCAGGAGGAUCUUUAGUUUAUAUGACAUCAUCAAUACUACGGUGUUCAUCAACAUGUUCAUGUCCACAAUAAAUAUUCUUUAUCACGCUGUCCAGUUCAGCAAUAAUACCAUUAAAUCAGAUAGAUGGGACAUUUUAUUUGGCAAUGGAUUGAUUGUUUCUAACAUCUGGGGAACCCUGAUGCUGAUGAAUAUGCUGGAUAGGGUAGUGACCUCGUGCAACAACAUUGGCCAAACACUCAGGCAGUUCAGUGAUCUGCCAAAUGUUAGCAAGAAACUCCAAAGAGAGUUGGAAGUUUUUACUAUACAGCUGAAUCGCAAUCAUUUGGUCUACAAAAUCUGUGGAAUUGUGAAACUAGACAAGCCCGCUGGUCUCAGAUAUAUAGCAUCCAUUCUGAGCAACGUCAUUAUCCUAAUGCAAUUUGAUUUGAGGAAGCAACCACAGCCUAACAUUCAUCAUCGGUAUCAAGCUUAA